UCUUUUGGCACACCUUCCAUCCAACAUUCAUGGCAGAGUUUGAAGGGAGCCUUAAUGGCCUCAAGACAUCCCUUACCUUCACUGAAAUAGACUCAAGCAUGGAACUGAUGAGCCACUUCACAGAGAUGAAUGACACUGGCUUCCCCAGUGAUUUCUUGUCACCAUUCUCUGAUAAUCUUUCAGUAUUGUUCCCUGCCGAGAGCUCGAAAACUGUAUUGCCAGUGGAGUCUCAUACCAUUCAUAGUGAUCAUCAUCAGGGGAGCAAGAAGAGGAAGGCAAAGCUAAUGGUAGAGACUAGUUCUAGUAACUCUUCUUCACUUCUUUCAGACUCAAGGUUGACAGCUGAACAGAAGCUUAAAGGAGGAAAGAGUAGCUCUUGCGGAGUUAAAAGGGGGAAAUCAUGCAACUCAAAGGAUGAAGAGAAGCCAAAGGAAGUAGUUCAUGUGAGGGCAAGGAGAGGCCAAGCCACUGAUAGCCAUAGUCUAGCUGAAAGGGUAAGAAGAGAGAAGAUUAAUGAAAGGAUGAAAUGUUUACAAGGCCUAGUUCCUGGCUGUUACAAGGCAAUGGGCAUGGCUAUGAUGCUUGAUGAGAUCAUAAACUAUGUUCAGUCACUGCAGAAUCAGGUUGAGUUCCUUUCCAUGAAGCUUUCGGCCGCGAGCUCUUACUAUGAUUUCAACUCAGAUGCGGAAGCCAUGGCAACAGAACAAGUGCUUCCAAGAUCAGUUGGUAAUGUGCAUGAAGAACAAGUUAUGGAGAGAUUAGCUAGAGAAGGCUAUGGGGGAUGCACUGGCUUCAACUCAACAAUGCCUUUUUGACUCAAGUCUUGGCUGCUAGCCCUCUUUUAUUAUAUCACUGAACCACAUCUUCAUCCCCUAUUUAUCUAGUCCUAAUCCCGUGCAUGUCACACGUGCAAAUGGUUAUAUAACUCUCCAUGCAUGCACAUGUGUGGGCCUUUCUUUCAUUCUCUUUAUCUCUCUCUCUCUCCCUCUAAUGUGAUACUAGCUACCAUAAGCUUAAUCUAUUCAUUUUCUGUUCAUUUAUAUAUGUUUGAUGGUGUAAUAUGUCAA
Dioscorea cayenensis subsp. rotundata (Guinea yam) is the source of this 1067-nucleotide messenger RNA. RefSeq names its product transcription factor bHLH75-like. Gene Ontology annotation, cellular component: nucleus. The record is from RefSeq and is a predicted model, not a curated record. The transcript has 6 exons. Gene Ontology annotation, molecular function: protein dimerization activity; DNA-binding transcription factor activity. The coding region runs from base 30 to 815 and encodes 261 amino acids. Gene Ontology annotation, biological process: regulation of DNA-templated transcription. NCBI's taxonomy places the organism in Eukaryota, Viridiplantae, Streptophyta, Magnoliopsida, Dioscoreales, Dioscoreaceae.